This is a messenger RNA of Aethalodelphis obliquidens (Pacific white-sided dolphin), 2248 nucleotides long. RefSeq names its product solute carrier family 25 member 10 (gene SLC25A10). The transcript is spliced from 10 exons. The record is from RefSeq and is a predicted model, not a curated record. Gene Ontology annotation, biological process: transmembrane transport. NCBI's taxonomy places the organism in Eukaryota, Metazoa, Chordata, Mammalia, Artiodactyla, Delphinidae. Bases 264 to 1388 code for a protein of 374 amino acids.
CCGCGGCCGCUUUAAGGCGGGGGCCCCGCCCCCGGGCUCGGGGCGGGGUCUUAAGGGCCCCGCCCCCUCGGCUCCUCCCCCGGGCCGCGCGGGCGCAUUGGCUGUGCGGGGCGCGGGUGGCCGGCAGCCCUUUGAACGGGCGGCGGCGCGGAACGGGCCGUUUUGCGGCUGGGGCGGGGCUGGUGUCCGGGCUUCAAGGGCUGUGUCGGGGUCGGGGCCGGACACCUACGCUCCUCGGCGGCGGUGGCGGCGGCGUCCGGGCCAUGGCGGCCGAGGCGCGCGUGUCGCGCUGGUACUUCGGUGGGCUGGCGUCGUGCGGGGCCGCCUGCUGCACGCACCCGCUGGACCUGGUCAAGGUGCAUCUACAGACGCAGCAGGAGGUGAAGCUGCGCAUGACGGGGAUGGCGCUGCAGGUGGUGCGCUCCGAUGGCAUCCUGGCUCUCUACAAUGGGCUGAGCGCCUCCCUGUGCAGACAGAUGACCUACUCCCUGACUCGAUUUGCCAUCUAUGAGACCGUGCGGGACCAGGUAACCAAGGGCAGCGAGGGCCCCCUGCCCUUCUACAAGAAGGUCUUGUUGGGCUCCAUCAGUGGUUGUAUCGGCGGUUUCGUGGGGACCCCCGCGGACAUGGUCAACGUCAGGAUGCAGAAUGACAUGAAGCUGCCUCAGAAUCAGCGCCGAAACUAUGCCCACGCCCUGGACGGCCUGUACCGCGUGGCCCGAGAAGAGGGUCUGAAGAAGCUGUUCUCGGGCGCAACUAUGGCGUCCAGUCGAGGGAUGUUGGUCACCGUGGGCCAGCUGUCCUGCUAUGACCAAGCCAAGCAGCUGGUUCUCAGCACGGGGUACUUGUCCGACAGCAUCUUCACUCACUUUAUCGCCAGCUUCAUUGCGGGUGGAUGCGCCACAUUCCUGUGCCAGCCCCUGGAUGUGCUGAAGACCCGGCUGAUGAAUGCCAAGGGCGAGUAUCAGGGUGUUCUGCACUGUGCCAUGGAGACAGCGAAGCUUGGGCCGCUGGCCUUUUACAAGGUUAAGCAGGGGCGUGGCUGGGGCAGGGGGGCAGGGCAGGGGGGUUCCCUCCAGGGCUAUCUUCACAUCCCCCCUCCUCUCUCCCUCAGGGCCUCGUGCCUGCCGGCAUCCGCCUCAUGCCCCACACCGUACUCACGUUUGUGUUUCUGGAGCAGCUUCGCAAACACUUCGGCAUCAAAGUGCCGUCCUGAUGUGGCCGUAGGAGCAGAUGGGUCAUGCCCAGCCCCCUGCCCCAGUAUUUUCCAGAGUCCUGGAGGGUCAGCAGCUGAGCGCUGCCCUGAGCCCAGCACCUGCCCGCCGUGCUCCGACCCCCUCCUCCCUGGCUCAGGACCCCCGCCCCAGCCUGCCUGGCCAGCCCAGUAACCAUCGUCCCCUCCUGAGCUGCUGCCCACACCUCCACCCCCUGCUGCCCACCCCAGGCUCUCCCCACCUGAUGUCCAGCGGCCUCCUCUGCACACCAGUGACUCCCUCAGAGGAAGGUGUCUAGGCCCCAGGUUCAGUUUUCUCUCUCCCCAAGUAGGCAGUUAACCCUGGAGUUGGGAGGGGCAGGCUGUCCAGGCUUUCUGCAGUCUGGAGUCUCCAGCCCCUGUAGUCUCUUCCUUUCACUAAGCCCAGGGCCCCCAGCACUGUCUUCCAGCAGCUUCCACCGAGGACCUGGGUGAUAGAGUGGGGGUGUGGACCCCCGGCAUCGCUCACCAAAUGACCCGUGCACCUGCACUUUCAUCCCAGGAGAGGGACCAUAGCUUUUAUGAUGUUCUCAAAGGUAGCUGCGCACCCACAGCUGCCGGGCCAGGGCAGAAUGAGUACCCAGGAGGGAGGGUCUGGGUGUGACCCACAGGUGCCCCACACCCCUGCCCCCCCGGUCCAGCCCAUCCCCAGUUGCUUUAACAAUCAAUCAGUUUCACCAAAACCUCUCAGUGCCAGCAGGCGGCUGCUGCCUUCAUGGAGCGGGCAGUGUCCCCUCCUGGCUCCCUGAGCAGGAGUGGCAUGUCCACAGGGGCUCCUGUCUACACAGCGGUCACUUGCAAGGUCCCCAGCAGCUGAUCAGCCAAAACGCCACUGCCCAGGUUCCACUGCCACAGCAGCCUGCAGAUGGGCUGGGAGCUGCAUCUGUCCGCCUCCCCCAGUCACCUGGCCACUGUGCCACACCCCCCGCCCCCCCAGCAAGUGGCCAGCACUUCCACGUCGCCCUACAGGGGUGUUAAUAAAGGACGGUGAAGUGC